AAACACUUGUCAGGUGCAGUUCUUCUUCAACCGGGAACCGAACAUAGUCCCUGCAGAAAGGAGAAUAAGCAAGCAUUCAUACCAGCAUGACCACCGUCUUCUCUAGAGACGCACAGCUGAAGAGCAUGGAGUUGACCAUAAGCAAUGCUGAGAAGUACAUGGGUCAGUUCUGCACGCUGCUCGCUGCAUACACUCGCAAAACAGCUAAACUCAGAGACAAGGCUGAUGCACUUUCCCAGCAGCUGCAUGAAUUUGCCAGCACUGAAGGUCCAGAGCUGAGUGUCUGCCUGAAGAACUUCUCUGAGGACUUAGCCAUGGUGCAGGACUACAGACAGGCUGAGGUGGAGAGGCUUGAAACACGAGUGGUCACCCCUUUGAAGGUAUAUGGGGAUGCAGUGAAAACCAAACGAGCCGAACUGAAGAAGUUUAGCACAGAUCGAAACAGGGAGCUGAAAGAGCUACAGAGAUUGGAAAAGCUCCAAUUAAAAAACCCAGGCGACCGACAGAGCAUUGCAGAAACAAAUGUGCAGAAAGCCAGCAGCAAUGCUAGCAGAAGCUCCAGACAAAUGGAGGACACUAUCAUUGAAUUCCAGAGACAGAAACUGUGGGAUUUAAAGAGGAUCUUUUCAGAAUUCAUCAUGGUGGAGAUGCUUUUCCAUGCCAAAGCUCUGGAGGUCUACACACACACCUCCAAAAACCUUGAAACCAUGGACAUAGACAAAGAUCUAGAGUUUUUUAGGAACCGCAUCCAGAUUUCUGGUUCUUCUCUGGAAAACACAGCAUUUUCAACUGGUGUACCUCGCUACCCAAGUCCCACUCCCUCUCCACUCAGACUGACACAAGCAAGCCUGUCUGACACAAGAAGGACAUUGGAUCAAUCCAAAAAGUCUUUGAAAAUAACUGUACCCAAGCGGAAAGUGAUGGAAGAGGAGGAGGAGGAAGAUGACGAUGAGGAGGAUGAGGAGAGAUAUGACUCUGAGGAAGAUGCAGAGGAGCCACAGACUUACAGGCAGUCCUACUCUGCCCAAUAUACCAUGAAUCUUAGGCAGACUUAUAAAUGAUGAAUACGUAAAAAAGACAUACAAUAGGAGUAACCAAAUAUUAAACCAAUUUUGUUUUUCUUAUUUAAUAUCUUUCAAAUGUACAGUAUAUUAAAAUGUAUAUUACAGUAAAUGUCCACUUUAAAUGUUAAAAAAGUAUGUUCUAUUUAGCAUUAACAAAGACACUGUAUCUUUAAAACAAGGUUGAUGGGGUUAAGAUACUUCUGAUACCACAAUUUAAUACUUUGUUAAAAGCCUGUGUUGGCACCUACACUACCUGUGUCUAAGGUGGUGAGGAUUGGAUGGGGUUUCUCCUUGCUAUCAGUGUAAUGUGAGAUCCCUGGGUUUGGUCAAGUGGCCAACAUGUGUGGUAUGGGUUUUACAUAGAACACAACCUAUCGGCACCUGGUGACUGUGCGCAUGCCGAAGGGGGUCUUUAAGGCCAGAAGGGGGGUGGUGCAAGCAGCAGAGAAAUUACAUUAGAAUUAGAAAAUAAAACCCACACAAAAUUCUGUAGACAUAUGGGAGGGACACUGUAAGAUUAAUUUGUCUGUAUUUAAGAUUGAUGUUAUUUGUGUCAAUAUAUUUUAUCUUUUCA
Molecule: messenger RNA, 1638 nt
Organism: Trichomycterus rosablanca
Lineage: Eukaryota; Metazoa; Chordata; Actinopteri; Siluriformes; Trichomycteridae
Product: CBY1-interacting BAR domain-containing protein 2-like
Exons: 8
Coding region: 87-1061 (324 amino acids)
Biological process (GO): cilium assembly
Cellular component (GO): ciliary transition zone; ciliary basal body
Source: RefSeq, a predicted model, not a curated record